Molecule: messenger RNA, 384 nt
Organism: Cryptococcus amylolentus CBS 6039
Lineage: Eukaryota; Fungi; Basidiomycota; Tremellomycetes; Tremellales; Cryptococcaceae
Exons: 1
Coding region: 1-384 (127 amino acids)
Source: RefSeq, a predicted model, not a curated record
AUGACCCGUCUUCUCAGCAUGACCCGUCUUCUCAGCAUGAUCCGUCUUCUCAGCAUGAAAGACUCCAACCAUAGCCAAGGCAUGUCUGCUGCCGCUCAGGUGGCUACUACCUCCGACAUCCUCGACCAAAUCCUCUCUCACCCCUUCGGUGACAGAGACCUCACUUCCUUCCUACGCGUAUCUCCCCUCUUCUUUCAUAUCGCCGGCCGCAAGCUCUACUCUACGCUGCCCAUAUCCAACGCUCUCAACACUGUCUCCCUCUCGGGCUCUAGUGGGGGAUCAAGCAGCUCUGGCUCCUACGCCAGAGAACAGUUCUUACCGUAUGUUCGCACAGUGGUAGUCGAACGAGCGCCAAUCCCCAAACGCCCUAUCUGGGCGGGGUAG